AUGCAUGGGCAUUUUUUUCAGACUAAAGCCGAUGUCCAUGUUAUAGUUUUUGAGCAGGGUCACGGAGAUACCGGUCUGGCCAUGAGGCCCUUGCCGAUUUUGGAUGGCAGCGAUGUUCGGCCCCCGCUGGCUCUGCGCGACUGGGUCCAGACUUUGCCGGCCACCCUUCAGGAAACGCGCACCGCUGCCACGGCUCUGCGCGACUUGGUGCAGGAUGCCGUGUACUUGGACGAGGAGUGUUACAGUAGCGCAGUGGAGCAUACGCAUUACCACGAGAAGCUACAUGUACAACAAAAGCGGGUGCAUGACCUGGAGAAUGAAGCUGCUGCAUUGCGUGCAGAACUAGAGCGCAAGGACGAGUUGCUGACAGCGGCUGCCGCAAGGCAGCGCGAGGCGCAGCGACAAAUUGCGGAACUGCAGCAGGAGCUGGAGAACAACGCAGUUGUGUUUCGGAUGCACUACCAGGAGCUGCUCACCCGUAAUGAAGAGAUCGAGCGCCUCAAGACAGUGAUAGAGGGGCUGCAGGGUGGUCCAUGAUCUCAUUCUUCAAGCUAUAAUUGCUGUACACUGCUGUAUAAGGCCUCCGGCCAUGUGGACUCAGGAGGUUUGGGGAUAAUAGUUGCAUUGCUUUUGCGUGGGCUGCGUAUCGGCUUUGAAUGCGUCGCGGCGCAUUUAAUGUAGGAUGUGGAGCA
This is a messenger RNA of Volvox carteri f. nagariensis, 692 nucleotides long. RefSeq lists its product as uncharacterized. Lineage: Eukaryota; Viridiplantae; Chlorophyta; Chlorophyceae; Chlamydomonadales; Volvocaceae. The record is from RefSeq and is a predicted model, not a curated record. The coding region runs from base 1 to 537 and encodes 178 amino acids. The transcript is spliced from 4 exons.